This is a messenger RNA of Passer montanus (Eurasian tree sparrow), 926 nucleotides long. It is a transcript of the gene HYI, whose product is annotated as hydroxypyruvate isomerase (putative). The transcript is spliced from 8 exons. The record is from RefSeq and is a predicted model, not a curated record. Gene Ontology annotation, molecular function: hydroxypyruvate isomerase activity. NCBI's taxonomy places the organism in Eukaryota, Metazoa, Chordata, Aves, Passeriformes, Passeridae. Gene Ontology annotation, biological process: glyoxylate metabolic process. The coding region runs from base 34 to 879 and encodes 281 amino acids.
CCGCCCAGGCCCGCCCCGGUCCGCCCCGCCGCCAUGGCGCUGCGCUUCUCCGCCAACCUCUCAUGGCUCUUCCCGGAGCUCCCGGCGCUGCCGGCGCGGCUGGAAGCGGCGGCGGCCGCCGGGUUCGGAGCGGUGGAGGCGGCUUGGCCGGCGGGCUGCCCGGCCCAGGAGCUGCGGGCCGCGGCGGAGCGGGCGGGGGUGCGGAUCGCGCUCCUCAACACCCCCCCCGGGGACCAGGAGGCGGGCGAGCUGGGGCUGGCGGCCGUGCCCGGGCGGCAGGCAGCCUUCCGGCAGGGCCUGGAGGCGGCCGUGCACUACGCCAGGGCCGUGGGCUGCCCCAGGAUUCAUGUGAUGGCUGGGCGGGUUCCCUUGGGCACAGACCGGGCUGCAGUGGCAGGUGAGAUGGAAACCACCUUCAUUGAGAAUCUCAGAUACACUGCUGACCUCCUGUCCCAGGAAGACAUGAUUGGACUGUUGGAGCCUAUUAACAGCCGCAUCACUGACCCUCACUAUUAUCUGAACACCCCACACCAAGCUGCUGCCAUCCUGGAGAAAGUGGGACGGCCCAACCUGAAGCUGCAGCUGGACCUUUUUCACUGCCAGAUCAUGGAUGGCAAUUUGUCCCGCAAUCUGGAGACAUACUUCCCACUCAUUGGUCAUAUCCAGAUUGCACAGGUACCAGGGCGGCACGAGCCCGAUAGCCCUGGGGAGCUGAACUUCCCCUACAUCUUCGAGCUCCUGGAGUCCCUCGGCUACACUGGCUACGUGGGGUGCGAGUAUGCUCCCAAGGGAGACACCCUGGAAGGUCUGGGCUGGCUGCGAUCCUACUGGGAGAGCCGAGGGCUGCAGCAUGGUGGGACCAGCAAGGCAGCCAAGUAAAACUAGAAAACCAUGAGAAUAAAAGACAAAGCAAUGGCUUAAAAGAG